This is a messenger RNA of Anopheles merus, 1564 nucleotides long. It is a transcript of the gene Aprt, whose product is annotated as adenine phosphoribosyltransferase. Lineage: Eukaryota; Metazoa; Arthropoda; Insecta; Diptera; Culicidae. The coding region runs from base 706 to 1269 and encodes 187 amino acids. Gene Ontology annotation, molecular function: adenine binding; adenine phosphoribosyltransferase activity; AMP binding. The record is from RefSeq and is a predicted model, not a curated record. The transcript has 3 exons. Gene Ontology annotation, biological process: adenine salvage; AMP salvage. Gene Ontology annotation, cellular component: cytoplasm.
GCGACCGAAAUCGUGUCUACGCGUAAGAUAGGAAAAUGCAAUUUGUUACGUAUGACGAAAUUGAAAGUUUCCAAUCAUAUAAACAUGCCAUUUUAUGUAAUUAAAGUAGAUUAGAUUGAGUUAUUUUAAAUUGUAAAAUAAUCCACGUGUUGCUUUAAACGUGAUUCCGCAUUCCAAUUUGAAUUGGGCAUACGAUGACUGUUAUACAGACUCAUGUGGUUUGAUCCAUGAAGCAUGUACGGUAUGACAGUUGCAUUCGUCAAAUGACGUAUGCGGGGCGAGCGCAACAGAAAUACCGUAAUGAAAGCGGUUUUAUUUUAAAAUAAGUUUUAAAUUUACUUCGAUAAAAAGAGAGUUAUUCUACAAUAUCUCAGUUUGAAGCAAUCAAACUAAUUAGGUAACAUAACAUCACUCAAAUAAGAAAAUAGCGACACGAAACAUCAAUCAAUUUUGUGUGUAGUGUGGUCACUAGUUAGAAAGAAGAAGUUUGACGUUUCGGUAAACACCGGGCUUUUGUUAUCAUCCACAUUUUUGUUAUCAUCAAUUUCGGCCGGGGAUGCUGCAUGCGAUUAGAAGCAACUAACUAAACAAAUAAUCUGCCAAAUCUGAAAUCAUUCCAACGCGCAACGAACAUACUCGUGACAAUCUCCCUCUGGAAGUGGAAGUGUGUGAACGUGUGUGAAUAGCUCCAGAAAGCGCGAAAGCAUGUCCGCCGAUCAAAGUGCAAACGUUGAACUGAUUAAGAAGCACAUUGGCGAGUAUCCCGAUUUCCCGAAGAAAGGAAUACUUUUCAAGGACAUAUUUACCGCCCUUCGGCAUGGUGAGGUUUGCAAGGCAAUCAAAAGUGUGCUCGUGUCGUACGUUCGGGAAAGCUGUCCGGACGUGCAGGUGAUCGUUGGGCUAGAGGCACGUGGCUUUCUGUUUAGCUUGCUGAUUGCGGCGGAACUGGGCAUCGCCUCGGUGCCGAUACGGAAGAAGGGUAAACUGCCCGGAUCCUGUGCCCAGCAGGAGUACGUGCUGGAGUAUGGAACUGAUGUGUUUGAAAUACAGCAAGGAAGCAUUACCUCCGGGCAGAAGGUGCUGAUAAUAGACGAUCUGUUAGCCACCGGCGGCACGAUGGAUGCAGCCAACAAGCUCGUCCAGCAGCUCGGCGGAGUGGUGGAGCGAAACGUAGUGAUCAUAGAGCUGACGGAGCUAGGUGGCAGGAAGAAGCUUGAAGCUUCCGGCUCAAACGUACAUUCCUUUAUACAGUACCACGAUGUAGAAUGAGGCGGUGGUGGUAGUUAACAUUUGCCAAUUGCAUGCUAAUUACUAGCAACCGACAGCAACGUUGCAAAAGACAUCCUAUACAGGCUAUGUUAGCGAACUGGUGCAGUUCGUAUUUUGUUUUGUUAUUUGCUUUACUUCCGGCUCUAAUGAUACGAUCGACUCGUUUUCGAUUUAAAACUCACCGUACACCGUUAACGGUUAAAAUCUCAGGUCAAUAGCAAUAGGCCGGUAGCCAUACGUUAGUGAAAUAUAGACCCCAAGCUCAAACAAAUAAAGGAGACACCUUUACACAACA